Umbelopsis ramanniana AG is the source of this 4353-nucleotide messenger RNA. RefSeq lists its product as uncharacterized. Bases 236 to 4168 code for a protein of 1310 amino acids. The record is from RefSeq and is a predicted model, not a curated record. NCBI's taxonomy places the organism in Eukaryota, Fungi, Mucoromycota, Umbelopsidomycetes, Umbelopsidales, Umbelopsidaceae. The transcript has 7 exons.
GCUGGCUGCUGCUAACGGAAAUUUAAAACGAUGUAGGCAUUGACAAAUUUGAGCUGGGCGGUAAUUUGUUACUCCGUCUCAGUCGCAAAACCACAGUUGCCACACUUUACAGUUUGAACUUUCCUUCGCCUUGAUUGCAUCUUUUGGACGGAUCGAUUGCUUUCUUUCAAACCUCUCGACCAACCAACCUAGAUCCCUGCUGGAUCUUGAUAGCCCAUUGUAGACUCGUAAUGAAAUGGACGAACCUGACUUCACUCAGACAAAGCCAGACACUUUGGAAUUAAAAGUAAAUUCGUCCAAAGUGCCACAUUCCGAACACGACUUUGAUGACAGUUUUGGCGACUUCCACGAUUUCGAAGCAGGAAACGACGAUUUUGGUGAUUUUGCUGCUGGUACAGCCACUUCUCCUCAGCCCGUCGAUGGCUUUGGAACCUAUCAGCACGACGCUAUUCCAAAGUCAGACUUUCAUGCAAGCGAGCUUGAUAUUCCUGUAGAUUCCUCAGUAAGCGAAGAAACCGGACAGGAGGUCCACAAAGAUGAAGAAGAUAUAGCCUCGCCAACUUUGGAAGCGCAAUUGACCAGAGAUGAAACAGUCCACGAGGAACAGGAUCGCGAAACCGAUAAAACAAAUUCUGGCAACGUGGACAGCGUUUCUGAACAUUAUGAGAGUGGUCGGAUUCAAGCUUCUUCCUCGGCCAACCAGACGAAUAUACCAGAACAAAUAUCAGUAGAGGCUGCACCCAUCGAUGACCAAGUAUCCAACGCGGACAGCGCAUCAUCCGCACCGUCACCUGUUUCAAAUGCCGAGGAAGAGUUUAGCGUCAAGGAUUAUGGGCCAACCUCAAAAUCUGAGACAGCGCCCAUGUCGGCUUUGACGCCGGUUGAGGCUGUGGGCCCGGUCAGCAAUGAAAACGAUAUUGCUGACGACAGCCAACCAUCAGGUUUUUCAGGCAGUACUGAAGAUGGAGUUUCUGUUGAACCUAGGAGCUUGAAGUAUACCAAUAGCAGCAUAGAAAAAGAAGAUUUGGGAGUACUCGACACAACUGAAAUCCCAGAUAAAGUUGAUGACUUUGAAACACCCAGUAUCAUUGACAACGAAGAAAGCGGCAAUGAAUUAAAAGGGUUCCAUGCUACUGGAGUACAGGCCGAAGAGGAUCAAUCUAAAUCGCUCGAUACUAGUAGUGGUUUUGAAAAGGCUGAUGACUUCGGACCACUGGAUGAUGUCCAAAACAAAGUCCAUGAAUCUAUCGAAACUACUGUCGAACAAGGUCACGAUCCUCAUAACCAUUUUGAUGAUGGCAAAGCAGAUGAAUUUGGAGGUUUCGACAAUGAUGACGAUCAAUUUGGUGCUGAUAAUGAAUUUGGAGGCUUCGACAAUGAUGACGAUCAGUUUGGUGAUGAUGAUGAAUUUGGAGGUUUCGACGAUAACGAUGAAUUUGGUGAUGCUGAUGACUUUGGAGCAUUCGAUGACAACGACGAUGAUGACCAUUUUGGUGAUUUUGAUAGAGAAAACAGCAAAGAGUCGCUAGCCACGUCUCCUAGCGAUAAUGUUGUACAUAACAAUCCACCGGUAGUUACACCUUUUCAAGAGGUACCAGUCAAUAUCAAAAAUGCUAUUGCUAUGAGCGACUUUGGCAAUCCGAAAGGGGCUUUUGAAGUAUGGGAUGCUGUUCUCACGCACAUGAUGCCAAACGCCAGGGACUAUGAUAGCCUUAACUUGGCUGAAGAACCACAAGCUGUCAAAGACUUUAUCAUGAAUGCUCACGAAUCUUUGUUACCAACCAUAACAUGGCAUGCUCUGACUGUCGAUACGGACGAUGAUAAUGGUAUACCGAAAGUACAAUGGAGAAAUUCUCGUAUUGAGAAACUGCAUCUUGAUGCCUUGAAGUGUUGGAGAGGAAAUGCCACUGCUUCACCUACUUUUAAGAGCCCCAAAUCCUUUUCGCAAAAGGGGAUGUCUCCGCCUACCUCUUCCCCCAAGAUGGUACCUAAUGAGACUGUGGAUUCUCAUAAAGUCACUUCACCAGUCAUCGAUAGCACCAAGGUGGAUAUAAUUAAGGAAAAGUCUUCUGUUCCAUCACCCAAAAAUCCCGUCGAGUCUUCAACCAUCACAAAGGUGUCAAGCAGUGAUAACAUCAGCAAUGCAUUGUCUUCAAAAAUGGAUGAAAUGCCAUCACCAAAACUGGGCAACCUUCCAAACCUUCCUAAAAUUGCCACGAGUAAGCUGCCACCUUCGGAUUCUGCACCUACUUCCGCAGCAAGUGUGAAAUCAUUGGACAUGCCAUCGAUAUCUCAUGUCGUGAAUCAAAUCGAGAGUAGUACGCGCCAAUCGUUGCAGCAGACAAGAUCACCCGUUCUACCUCGCCAAUCAGACUCGACGGAACGUCAAGCAUCCCUUGACUCUUCCAAUCGUCCACCAUCAACACCUGUACAGUCUCCAAAUCUUGUCAAAAGGCAGCAGUCAUAUAGUGAUGAGCGAGUACGGUCUCCAUCACCAACACCACAUACUCUUAGAACGAUGUCGGCGGCACGGCCACUGACACCAACAAGAUUCAACCCGCAAUCCCGGGUGUCUUCGCCAGGACCAACGACAGCAUCAACGCCUGAUGAAGCAUCUCCUAAAUUAAUGGCACAAUCCCCUCUGAAUAUGUCUGCAGAAGUACUUGAAACCUCAACAUCAGACUCAAGUUUAUCAUCGGAAAAGCAGCCUGCCAAACCGUUAUCUACAGAAUUGGUCAGUUCGCCGCCUGCCAUUGAGCAUGCACAAACAAUCUCAUCACCUUUCACGUCUCCACCAGUAUUUAAAUCCGAUACAAUGGAUUCUUGGUUGUCAUCGAAUGACAUGUCCUUUUUGGAUGCGCUGGGUGGCAGUACGAAGCCCACCCCUGGGUCAGUCAAUAGCGUAUCGCAGGGCCUGAAGGAUAGUUCUAUGGACAUAUUUGGUGGAUUUGAAAGUGCAACGGAGAAUGUCCCAUCGCCCAACAGAUCAUCAACGAUGCCUAACAUACUACAAAGUUCCAAUAUAUCACCAUCAUUUACGGAAUCUCCUUCUACACCUGAGAAGCCGAAACUACGCGAAAAUGAUUCCGUAGAUAAAGCCUCACCUAUCAAAUCAGCAUCAUUGCCACCAUUGAACGCAGCGACGAAUUCACCAAUACAUCCACAUUCCACUGUAUUCCCGAAUACAUCGCCUUCAGUAGCACUAGAGAAAAGAGAUUCAUGGCUUUCAUCGAAUGAUAUGUCGUUUUUAGAUUCGUUUGGAGAAUCCGUUGCGGUGAAGAAUGAAGGAAUAUCCUCCAACGAUGAGUUUUCCGACUUUGUUUCUCAGUCCCCGAGCACCAUUCCAGCCGGACAACCUAGAUCUCCAACACAGCCCUUCUCACGUUCGCCCCAUUUCACGUCCAGACAGCAGGCAAACAGGCCAUCGCAAGCCAGUUUAUCACCCGUGGCAACACCAACUGCGCCGGAGAAGCGAGACUCUUGGCUGUCAUCGAACGACAUUUCCUUUUUGGACACCUUGGGAAGUACUGGAGGCAACAUGACCAGCAAAACGAACAGCAAAUCCAAACAGAUCGGUCUUGGCAUCAUGGAUCUUGAUAUGUUUGAGGCAAAUGCUACGCAAUUUGGAGCCAGAGCUCGACCCACUCCGAGUGCUAACACAAAAGAUAGUGUGCCCUCACCUCAGUAUACCAUGCCUGGAGCACUGUCAUCCAGCUCGAAAUCUGGUCCAUCAUGGCCCAAUAUGGGAGGAGCAAGACAAAGUCAACCGCUAGCCCAUCUCCAAGGCCAGCCGAAGACCACUGCCCCGUCGCUUGGAAGCCAGAACUCGUUCGACGGCUUCGGAGGCUUUACAGGCUCCGUAGUGUCUGCACAACCUAUUCCCGCCGCCCAUCCUUCAUCGCCUGAAGAUGCCAAAUGGGAUAUCUUCAGAUCGGCCUCCAUGUCUGGAAGUCUGUCCGAGUGGUCGUCGUCACUGCGAUCGCCACCCACUGCUGAAAAAAUGCACCACCCACCCAUGCAACCGUCUCCCCACACUGCUGCCUCCGUGUCCACCGCCGCACCUCCGGCCCUUGACGAUUUCGGUGACUUCACUACGGCCGAUGAUUUUGGAGACUUUAGCUCUCCGGAUACCGCAUGGAACAACGCUUCGUCUGACGGCUGGUUGUAACAUGAGUUGUGUCUUUUAACCAACUUGUGAUGUACCAUAUAUUAGUUGUAUCAAAAUAAAAAGAAGAAAGGCCAGGUGGUUUUUAAUUAUCACUGAUAUAUUAAACAAAAGCGCCUGUGGUGUUUUCUUUGGUUUUUUGUAGCAGUAUGGUAGUAAAAAAAUUAUAAAAAAAUGGGGUGGAGGGC